GUUCCGCCAUGGCCGUAGAAGCUUACGCAGCAGGAAACCCUGACAACAUCCACACCGACGUCCUCACAAAAGCUAGGGAAGCUUGUUACAAGGCUCGCGAUGCUUUCUACGCGUGUCUGGAAAAAGAAUCCGACAAGAAGCCCACAGAAAUUGCUUCGGUUGGUUUGUUAUACCCUGUGGAAUGUAAAGAAUCCAGAGCUGAGUUUGUCAAACAAUGCCGUACUUCUUGGGUGAAACAUUUCGAUAGGCAGUACUGUCAGAACAAGAGGGUUCAGAGGCUGCUGGAUGAUAAAGGGUCGAGGAGAGGGGUAUAGAGAUCGUCUUGGCCCCUUGGGAAGAUGGAAGUCAUCACCAUCAUCUUUCUUUCCGUGAAUGUAGCAUAAUUAUCUAAGUCAUAUGCAGGAAUAAGUUCUAGAAUAGUUUUAAUGAUUUGCAGUUGCUGCAUCUUAAAUUGUUGGUUUUAUUUCACCUCUUGUUCUGGCAUUAGUAAUUUAUUUGAACCUGAUGAUUUGUAUUUCUUGUCCAAUGUUUGUCUUUUCAUAAUGUACCUGCUUCAAUACAUUUGUAUUUUAGUACUUGUGGUCUACUGAAAUAUUGGGCAUCUAGGUAAGAGAAAUAACUGGGAACCUAUACAAGCUUUAGGUUUAUUUAUUUAUUUUUCUUUUCAGUGUAAAGUAGCAUUAUUCAGCUGCUGAUCCAAAUCUUUCUAGACACUUGUAGACUUUUAACUAGCAUUGUUUAUAAUUCACUGUUUGUGUUGUGU
Messenger RNA from Neltuma alba, 763 nucleotides. Its product is annotated as cytochrome c oxidase subunit 6B-like protein new16. NCBI's taxonomy places the organism in Eukaryota, Viridiplantae, Streptophyta, Magnoliopsida, Fabales, Fabaceae. The record is from RefSeq and is a predicted model, not a curated record. Gene Ontology annotation, cellular component: mitochondrion. Bases 9 to 314 code for a protein of 101 amino acids. The transcript is spliced from 4 exons.